UCAACAUCACGACACGCUGCUGCCAAUGCUGUGCAAUCGAUGAAUGCACACUUCACUACUCUGGCGCACGCGCAGAUGCAGUUUCAGUCGCAGCUGCACCAGAAGCUAUCAGCAGCCCGUUUGCCGCCCAGUGGUCAUCUGGUCAACUACUUCCGCAAUCCCAACCCGCCAAGCUCGCCCACGGAAAAGUCUCCCACCAGCACCACUAGCACUAGCGGCUGCACCACCAAUUGCACCACCAGCGGUGCUGCAGCCUCCGGCGGCAUGAGCACGGCCCAGCUCAAUCCGCUGAGUGAUUUGCAAAACAUGCAGCCCUUCGACUUUCGCAAAAUCAAUUCGGCCACUCUGAGCGCUUUCUCGGCGCUGCCGCCACCACUGCCGCUUCCACAGACGUCGUCGUCGUCGUCGCAUCCGCGCGACAUGAGUCCCACGGAGUUUGUGCAUCAACAGCAUCUACAACAGCAGGCGGUGCAACAGGCGGCGGUUCUUGCGCAGGCGCGGCGGCGCAUCAACCAGGCAACCACCCCGUCGGAGAAAAGUGCGGCAGUUGCUGCGGCGGCUGCAGCCGCGGCCCAAAGCAAUCAGUUUUUCAGUGCAAUUGCCCUGGCCGGUCAUCCGUUGCCGUACCAUUUGCCACCACCACCGCCUCCACCGCAUGCACCGUCCCAGCUGCAUGUCUCACCGUCGAAUGUGGGAAGUGGCGCCACCGCCAGUGGUCUGACGAGCAAUCAAGUGGCCGCCAUUGCCGCUGCCGCUGCCUCAUCCGUAAAUCCCAUGCCACAUGCUCUGAUGGCGGGUCAGGCUUUUGCGGGCAUGGCCUCCAAUCUGGAGCUGGCGGCGACCGGUGGGUCCAAGGGCCAGAACACGUGCAAAGCAGACGCUGGUAAGCCAGUGAACAGUAGUCAACGCGAAGAGCACAGUCAUGUGCAUGAGCCGCUCUCCAUGUCGCCCAGCAACCAAUUCCAUCAGCAUCCACACGCACAUGCACAUUCGCAUCCACACUCGCAUACGGUGGCGCGUUCAUCGGCCUCCUCCCCCUCAGCAGCAACGGCAGGGUCCUCCAGCAUUGGCGGAGCCGGCAGCAACUCAUACCAAAAUCAGAUAGUUUCAGAUGCAUGUCUCAAGUCGCGUCAUAUGUCCGGCGAUAAGUCAGGCGGCUCCUCCUCGUCUUCGUCACAGCGCAUCACACGUCUAGCGGUAGCGUCCAAUUUGCGAGGAGGUCGCAAGGCGCACUCACCGGGCAAACGCCAGUGGGGUUCCAUGCCAGCAAAUCUGGGUACCCAGUUCAUUAAUCCGGUGACGGGCAAGAAACGAGUCCAGUGCAAUGUUUGUCUGAAGACCUUCUGCGACAAGGGUGCUCUCAAAAUUCACUUCUCGGCCGUACAUCUGCGUGAAAUGCACAAAUGCACUGUAGAUGGCUGUAGCAUGAUGUUCAGUUCCAGACGUUCGAGGAAUAGGCAUAGCGCCAAUCCGAAUCCCAAGCUCCAUUCACCGCACUUGCGACGCAAAAUCUCCCCACAUGAUGGACGAAGUGCUCAACCGCAUCCGUUGCUACUGCAAGCACCUAAUGGAAUAAUGGCGGGUCUGGGUCCAUUUGGCACUUUCCCAUUGUUAACACCACCGCCAGACCUGAGACAUCACUCGAUGGGUUCGCUGGAACUAAAGCAUGGUCAGGAGUAUUUGCAACGAUCCUACAUGGAUAACGGUAUGCUGGGACGCUACGAAGCCCAACGUGGACGGGGUAAAGAGCAUUCGGAGGAGAUGGAUGCCGAUAUCGAUGGUGACGAUGAUGACGAUGAUGAAAUAUUGGAGGUUGGCAUACAAAUCGGCGACUACGACGAUGAUGAUGGCGAUGAUGAUGACGGCGAUGGCAUUGUGGUUGUGGGUGAUGAAUUAGAUAGCAUACCGGAGAAGGCGAACCACGAUGAUUUUGUCAUGGACAAUGAAAGUGAUGAGCGAUCUACCUUAGGUGACAAUACGUCAGGAAUCUCUAGCCACAGUCAAACCAAAGAAAAGAGUCUAGAAAGGACGCAUGGAGUAGGAGAGGUGGGGGAGUUCAAUGCUGAGGAAAAUGCCGAUGUGGAUGCAGAUGUGGAUCCCGAUAACAUGCAUGGCGAACAGGCUAAUGAUGACUCUUUAAGUGUAACUGAUUCAUGUGGCGAUACGAGUGGACAAACUCCUGGUAGUUUGACAGGAAAUGUUGCUGGUGCUUUAGGCGCUUUAGCCCUUGCCAGUAAGCGCAAGCGUAAGAGUCAAAACCCCGUACGCUGUACUGUGCAAUCCGAUGACAACUCCUGUGAGAAUUCCCUGGAUUAUGAUGUUGCCGCUGAUCUGUCCAUCAAGAAAACAAAGCCGAGCGACGAUGAAGCGGCCGCAUUAGAUGCCAAGCAGUCAGCCAAAGAAAACUCCUCAAGUUCCAGUGAGUCAACCAAGGCAAUACCCUCACCGCCCCUAACACCCUACGCAUCGACAGAUCUGAGCAAGCACACCAUUAAAUCCGAAUUGGAAGAGCCCCAGGCCAAGCAGGAGCAAACCUUGGACCUAUCGCUAAACACAACCGCCAGCAUUGGUAACUCCGCUUUGGAGCCAGCUGCCAACAAUCCAACAUUGGCGAGUUCCAGCAUUAAGCAGGAGCCCAUGGAUGAGCUAAUGCAUUAUGCCGAUAGUGAUGAGAAUCGCUAUUUGCGCAUCAAGCAAGAGCUGAUGGGCGAUGAAACUCUGGGGGGCUAUGGCAAGGAAAUCGAUAUGGAUGGCAAUGCGAAGAGCAGCAAUAACAACAAUGAGGACAAGCUAACCGAAGACAGUCCCAUAACACCACCCACAGAGCGACUGCUGAAAGCGGAUGCCAAUGGUGAUUACAUUGCCGAAGAGCCCGAGGUGCCAAUCGAUAAAGAGAAUCCAUUGAAGUGCACGGCAUGUGGUGAAAUAUUUCAAAAUCAUUUUCAUCUCAAGACGCACUAUCAGAGCGUCCAUUUGAAAUUGCAUCAUAAGUGCAAUAUCGAUGGCUGCAAUGCCGCCUUUCCCUCGAAGCGCAGUCGGGACAGACACAGCUCCAAUUUGAAUCUGCAUCGCAAGCUGCUAUCCACUAGCGAUGAUCAUGGAAAUAAUCAUCAUACGCCUGCUACCGCCGCUGCGGCUGCUGCAGUUGCCGCUGCCGCCGCCGUGGAUCCCUUGCUGGAGUUCAUAAACAUAAAUAAUAAUAAGAACUUUGGAGGCGGUGCGAGCGGACAUGCGGCCAACAUGCCAAGCUCAAUUCAAGCCGAAAUUCUGGCGCGCCUAUGUGCCGGAGCUCGUGGGCUAAAUGUGCCACUCUGCUUUGAGGCACUGCAGCAUCAUAUUGCCGCCGCCAAUGCCGCGGGCAGCGUUCGCAGUCAUGGGCAUGGACAAGGUUUCUCCCCCGAAGCUCCGCCCCAAACGAAUGCCUUCCUGAGCGAUCCACGUCUACAGCUCAAUCACAUCAGUAACCCGUUGCUGUACCAUGGACUGUCACGUAUACCACGCUUCCCGCCGCUAGCGCCACACAUGCUGGCCAGCAGCCCCUUCCAAACGUUGAGUCCCUUUUGUCGACGCACUUCGUCCGAUUCGAAUUCACAGCAUUCGAUAACGCCGCCGGUGGGCACACGUUCCUGUGAGAGCACCUCAUCGUUGGGGAACAGCAACAGCAACAACAAUAACAAUAGCGGUAGCAACAACAAUGCCGCCUCAAAAACGCACUCACCCACCCAAUACCCAACAAUGCGUCCCGUCUCUCCUGAAUACGAUUCACAGCAUGCGGCUAGAGGCGGCAUUGGAGUCGGAGUCGGCGUUGGAGUCGGCGUCGGCGUCGGUGGUGAAGAGGAGGCCGCCAACAAUUCGCUGCACUCAAGUCCAGGCAGCUCGGUGGCUGCGACUGCGGCUGCGGCUGCGACUGCGACUGCCCAUCAUCUAGCUCAAAGGCAAACACCCGAUCGCAUAUCAUGACCAUGUACCUCGUAUUAUGCCAAAGCACUGGCAUUUUAUCACUAAAUGAAUCAAAACUCCCUUGCCCCCGAGAGACACAUGUGGACCAUGUGGACCGUGCAGACCGUGCAGACCGAAUAAUCCACUCCAUGUGUCCAUGGCCAGUCUCUCGCUGCCGCUGUCGCUGUCGCUUCAACGUCGCUUCAUUGUCGAGCUCCACUGACAUGCAAUAUCAGGCUAAAAAUCUUAGUAAUACAGCAUUGCUCAUAAUCACUUAAAGGAAAGGAAAGGAAAGGAUGAAAGGAAGGCGCAGGCGGUUGUCAAAGUCAGGAGGUCUUUGUCUUUUAAUAGUACAUUAGGAGUAAACAUCAACCGCGCUCAUAAUAAAUCAACUUUUACUAGGCUAAUACUAUAUAAAUAUAAAUAAUAUUAAACACUAGAAUGAUCAACUAGCAUUUUUUUUUUCUAUAUAUAUAAAACUUUUUUUG
Molecule: messenger RNA, 4427 nt
Organism: Scaptodrosophila lebanonensis
Lineage: Eukaryota; Metazoa; Arthropoda; Insecta; Diptera; Drosophilidae
Gene: disco-r
Exons: 1
Biological process (GO): regulation of DNA-templated transcription
Cellular component (GO): nucleus
Source: RefSeq, a predicted model, not a curated record